Molecule: messenger RNA, 3021 nt
Organism: Ceutorhynchus assimilis (cabbage seed weevil)
Lineage: Eukaryota; Metazoa; Arthropoda; Insecta; Coleoptera; Curculionidae
Source: the annotation of a GenBank genome assembly
GUUCAUUGAUUCAUUUCAUUCCGUAUUUGUUCAUGAUUCCUGUAUUAACCAACGCAUGAAUAAUAUCCCAUUAAAAACUUUAAAAAUUGUUUGUUUGAAGAUGCCUUCUAAGGAGAAAACCUUCAAAGUGAACGAUUUUGUUUGGGCCAAAGUUGCUGGAUACCCGUACUGGCCAGCAGUAGUAUUGAAACCGAAUCCACUAUCUGUUUGCAAAAGUAAAAAGGAAUCUUAUUGGAUAUACUUUUUUGGCGCAAACAACUACGCUUGGGUCAAUGUAAAAUUCGUAAAACCCUAUGAAGAAAAUAAGAAAAAGUUUCUGGAAGGAUGUUCAGAGAACAUUUCAGUUGCGAACAAGGAAUUAAUUUCAAAUAAAAAAAGAUUAGCGAGUGACCCUAAUUAUGAAAUUGCGGUUAUACCCUUUAUUGCAAAAGAGAAGAAAACCAGAGCAAAGAGAUCAAGAUCUAGAGCUUCAAGUGCAGCGUCUGUACGGUCUCGUUCUUCUAGUGUAAGAUCUCGUGCCUCAAGUGUAGUCUCAACUAAGAGCGGUAAAGUAAGGAGUGUUUGCCUGGAUGGUCCUAGUCCAAAAAGAAUAAGAGAGGCAAUUGAGUCUUACUCAAAAGUUUCUACAAAACAUGUAGACCUCAGCACAGCAACUAUAGGAAUUCUAGUUUGCAAUAUAUAUGGAGAAGCUGCAGCGAGGAAUCUAAUUAACUUUGGUCAUAAUGUGGUUUGUUGGAGUCCUAGUAGAGCUGUAUGCAAAAGACUUGUACUACAUUCCCAGAGCAAAAAUCAAUAUUUCAAAGUAUAUGGAAGUCCUAGACAUGUGGCCGAAGAAUCAUCACUGAUUUUCAGCUUCAUGUCCACUGAAAAGGAAUUGAGCUCGAUUUAUACCGAACUAGGCCUCAACGAUUCAAAUAAUAAUUUAAUGUCUGGCAAAGCCUACAUAGAAAUGUCGCAGAUUGUGAAAUUAGACAGCAUUUUUGAAACCAUCGGGAAAAUGCAAACGAAAGAUGCGAGAUAUAUUGCAGCAAUGGUUCAAGGGACAAGACAAGAAUUCAUAGAUCGUGAUGCAGUCUUGUUAAUAGGUGGCGACUUCGAAGAGGUCAUGAGAGAAUUUAAAUCGUGUUUUUUCGCGCUGGCAAAAGAAUCUCGCUAUAUCGGAACCUUCGACAAGACUAUAAAGCUCCACGUGGUGCAAAAAACUAUUAAGGCCAUGAUGCUAGCUUCUCUAGUGGAAUCAUUGGUUGCGGUCGAACUGAAAACCCAAAACCUGGAACUAUUUACAAAAUAUUUUGAGAAAAUGGACUUUUAUAAUGAAUACCUUGGAAACAACGUUGAUGCAAUCUUGAACAAAAGAUUUAACGUCGUACAAGAGGACUACAACACUACUCAAGCAUGUUUGAGGAAUUCAAUAGCGACAUCCAAUAAGUGGUCUCUAUCUAUGACACAUACAGCGAGAACUAAUAAUAUUUUCCAAAAUGCCCGCCUUUCGGGAUUCGAGGGUAAAGAUGUUUGUUCUUUGUAUCUUUCCUUGUGCGACUCAGGUUGAUAGAUUAUGUUAAAUUGAAACUAGAAAAGUCUGAGUAUAUUGAUAUAGGCAAAUACACUAAUCAAAUACCAUAUGUCAUUCAUUAGGCUAAUAAUGGUUAGAUCCCAAAGGAAUUAAAAAAUAGUUAUAAAUUAGGUAUCGUCAUAAGUUUAGUGAUAAGUUGGAAUGGUUUGUUAUUACACAUAAAAUAGAGAUGGAAUAAUAUUAGCAGCCAAACAUGAAAAUUAAAUUUAGUGUAAUUUUAACCUAUUUUAAUUUGUUUAGUUUUUAGAUCAUGCUUUGUCAAUAGAUUUUUUUUCUUAGAUAAUAAAAUAUAAUAUGACUAUGACUACUAUUUUUAGUGUACUUGAAUGUAGAUGUAAUUUUCGUAACAGAACUGAUUUAAACACACCAUUUUUUUUUUAAUACAGGGUGUUCCAAGAAAGAGCACCUUUCAGUCUUGUGCUUUAAGGUCACAGAAUUAUUUGUGGUGAAAAAUCAAAACCAACUUCUCUUGUAAGAUUUUCCGUUUCCAUCUCUUCCCGCCGUGAAUUUCUAAAAAAACUUUCUUCCAAAUAUGACCCACAUAUCCAGACUCAGUCUCCGAGAGUCUAAUUUUCAGGAUAUUCCAUAAUAAAUAAUGAAACCAAAAGAAAGUCAAAUUCUGUUUAUUUAAUAAUAACAGCAAAAUACAAAGUUUUCUCAUGUAUUCAUAAAAAUCAAUAUUUUCCUCCAAAAAAUUAAAAAUAACCAAAAAUUGUUUAUCUUCUAUCUGUUUUUCCAGUGCCUCGUUUGCCAGAGAACAAAUGCUUAGGCAUUUUAGUUCCAAUAAAUCUGUCAGCUUCACCCUUGAGACCCAUCCUGCCCACCUUCUUACUGAUCGCCCUGUGGGCAAUCUGCGCCAACUUCUUUUUCAUGGCAAGAUCCUUGAUACCUUGUUCGUUCCUUGGAGGUUUAACCAUGGCCCUCGAUUGGCUGAGCGAUCUGUUAGUAUCCAUAUCCAUACGGGCUUUCUUUGCUACUGUACCUCCUACUACAGACCUGAUUUUCUGUUUGGUUUUGGUAAAGUUUGCUUCUGUGCUUCCUGACAUGUCAACACCAAGAGUUUCCAUGCUCUUACGUAAUUUUUGAACAGAACGGUCUCUAACCUAUAACAAAAAAAAAAAAAAAAAUUAAUUAUCUUAGGUCUAUUUGAAUUGACUAAUUAGUUACCUUUGCUCCUGUGGUACGUGGUACAACAGGUUUUCUGCUCUGCUUGUUGAUUCUAGCCUCGUCCUUGAGUAUUGCCUUUUUGUGUCUGAUUUGCAAAGCCAAUUUUUUGAUUUCUUGCAUGGUUUCGUCCAGCUCGAUCUUGGGUACCACAUACAUGCCAGUUUCUUCUCUGAUUUCUUCUUCCUUUUCCAGUUCUGCUAACUUUUCGAAUAUUUCCAGAUCAAUGUAGUCGGCUAUAUUGUGACCUUCCCAGAUUUCUGGUAGAAUAUCGUGUCUUUCAU